AAAAAAAAAGACAGCUGGUAGAAAUUAAAGAUGGCCGCCGCUACCAUGGCGGGGCUCGACGCCCACAGAAUGGAAAAGAAGAAGUUCGAGUACUUUUCCUCCAUCAACUCCAUGGCCAAGAAGAUUAUGCAGGAGCGGGAGAAAAUCAAAGCCGAGUACGGCUCGUCCUGGGAGAAAAUGACCCCGCAGGAGCAAGACAACGCCAUUGAUAACAGCCUGAUGGACCCUCAUAUAAGAGCCAGAUACGCUAUGCAUAAAGUGGACCGUGAGGAGGUGGUCUGUUACCCCAAACUGCUCCUCCAGACAGGUCAGAAGAUAGUCCACUUCGGUGAAGAGGAUAUUAGAUGGCAAGAUGAGCACUCUGCCCCUUUCUCAUGGGAAACAAAGAGUCAGAUGGAGUUCAGUUUGACGUCAGGCUCUGCAGAUCAGGUGACCUCUGCCUCACAGGCCGACUCAAAAAAUGCAAAAGUUCCUCAUUCCAAUCAGCUUGGAAAGAGUACAGCAGGGGCCAAGGUGUCUGUCAGUGAGGGACGGAGGCCAGAGGAGGAGUCAUCCUUCUGGAAGAUCAGUGCUGAGAGGUCGAGGCUGGAAGGGGAGAAAGUUGAUUUCCAGUCCCUGACCCCAAGUCAGAUCAAAUCCAUGGAGAAAGGAGAGAAACCCAUCCCCUCCUACCUCAGACAGGAGAGCUCUUCCAUCUCCAAGGAGCCUGAAGCUGCUGAGUCUAACCCUACAGCUCCUGCCAAGUCCAUCAAGCAUAGAGCACCCAAAGCUCCUGCCCCACAGCCCCCUGUACCUGUGGCUGUCAGUGCAACACCUGCAUCCAUCUCCAUCACACCUACGCCAGCCCCGCCCCUCAGUGCUUCCUCUUCUGUUGGAGGCUGGGAGAGAUCUCAGAGCACCCUGCCGUCUGUCAGCAACACCCCGGAUGAGAUUUUUUCAUCUAAUCUGAUACCAAAGCCUUCAAAGUCCUUCACCGCCGCAGAGAAGGAGAAAGCGGAGGAAGGUUCACCCCCUUUGGACAUGAGCCCCACCUUUUCCCAGUUUAACACAAGCAGCAGCAUCCUGAAGACUGGAUUUGACUUCUUGGACAACUGGUAAAAACCACAGCAGAGUCCAGUCGCCUCACUGAAUGAGUCAUCGCCAUCAUCACUUUAGAGACGGACCACACUGCCAUGACUACAGACAUCCAUGUCUAGAUUUAAGAGACACGCUCCUUUAAAGCAACCAAGUCAAUGUUCCUACUAUCAUCCGCUGUGGCUUGUUAAGACAUUAUCUCACCACCUGUGUACGUUUGACCUUUUCUGUUUUCAAAGUAGAAGAGGAGCUGUCCUUGUUUUUUCUCUUGCUGUGUUACAAGUCGGGGUGGAUGAAUACUAAACUGCUUACAGACAUUAUGUUAGAAAACACUAAAAUUGUCAUAACUUAAUCCAAAACUAUCAUAUUGCUUUUAGGUUUUUCUUUUGAAAGUAUUUUGCUCUCAAGUGCUUCUAUUUAUAACUGUAUAUGUUGCUACUGUGCUAUCCUUUAUGUUUUAGAGUUAAAGCUGUCCUUGAUGCUGCAGUCGUCCACAGACAUCCAAACUGCCGAGGAAUUCUGUUUAAAGAAGUUGGAAAAAGACAAAUUGUGGAAAUUUCUUAUUAGCUUUAGUUUAAAAUGUAUUCUUAACUGAACCGUUUUCAUUCCAGUAGAAAUUUCGGCUGUUAUUUGUGAGGUGGAAAAACAGGAUGGAAAAGCUCAAACUUUAAUGGAAACCUGCUCAUUGUUAGCUCCAACGCUCCCUCUCGCGUCGUUCCAUCAGAGCUGUGCGUUUUGAUGAAGGAAAUAUUGUGCAUUAAAACAUUUUCAUGUUAGUAAGCAAACACCGAUACAUUGACUGAUAGUGUUUGUCAUAGACUAAAUAUCUAGAGUACUAUUUUACUUAGUUUUAUAUUUAUCUGCUAAUUUUAUCCUUAUCACAUUGUGAGGUAAGAAAUUGGAAUGAAGUAAAUGAAUAAAAUCAAAA
This is a messenger RNA of Girardinichthys multiradiatus, 2002 nucleotides long. It is a transcript of the gene c15h1orf198, whose product is annotated as chromosome 15 C1orf198 homolog. The record is from RefSeq and is a predicted model, not a curated record. Bases 31 to 1098 code for a protein of 355 amino acids. The transcript is spliced from 6 exons. Lineage: Eukaryota; Metazoa; Chordata; Actinopteri; Cyprinodontiformes; Goodeidae.